Molecule: messenger RNA, 902 nt
Organism: Oenanthe melanoleuca
Lineage: Eukaryota; Metazoa; Chordata; Aves; Passeriformes; Muscicapidae
Product: heterogeneous nuclear ribonucleoprotein C-like
Exons: 6
Coding region: 91-741 (216 amino acids)
Cellular component (GO): nucleus
Molecular function (GO): RNA binding
Source: RefSeq, a predicted model, not a curated record
CCUCCCCCCCCCAGGUCGUCGUUCGACCUCGACUACGACUUCCAGCGGGACUACUAUGACCGGUACCAGUAUAAACCAGUUCAGAGCGGGAUGUACAGCUACCCCGCCCGCGUGCCGCCGCCGCCGCCCAUCGCGCGCGCCGUGGUGCCGUCCAAGCGCCAGCGCGUCUCCGGCAACACCUCGCGGCGCGGCAAGAGCUUCAACAGCAAGUCCGGCCAGCGCGGCUCCUCCUCCAAGUCGGGAAAACUGAAAGGCGACGACCUGCAGAGCAUCAAGAAGGAGCUGGGGCAGAUCAAGGCCAAGGUGGACGCGCUGCUGGAGAGCCUGGAGCGGCUGGAGCGGGAGCAGAAGGCCAAGAGUGACAAGGCCGAGGAGGAGCAGGGCGGCAGCGGCUCCAAGAAGGACGAGGCCGGGGGGGCCAAGGCCGAGGGCGGCAACGAGGACUCGGCCGAGGAGGGCGACCUGCUGGACGACGAGGGGGACGAGGAGCGGGGCGACGAGCAGGUGGGGCCUGUGACCCCCAUGACCCCCCAGUUCAAACCAGUGACCCUCCCAGUAUGCACCAGUGACCUCCCAGUGACCUCCCAGUUCAAACCAGUUCACACCAGUGACCCCCCCAGUGACAACGAGGGGGACGAGGAGCGGGGCGACGAGCAGCUGGAGUCGCUGAAGGGGGACGAGAAGGAGGCGGAGGAGGGGGAGGACGACCGGGACAGCGCCAACGGCGAGGACGAGCCCUGAGCCCCUCCCCCCCCGGCCCCGCCCCCGCCCCGCCCCGCCCCCACCGUGCUCGUGCUGUCGUGGCUCCGCCCCUCCCCCCACAGCCCUCCGUAGUUCUGUCCCCGCCCCCUUUUCGUGGCCCCUCCCCCCAUCCCCUCACACGCGGCUCCUCCCCCUCCGAG